AUGCAAACAAGCAAUCAGGAAACAGUGCUCCAGAGCCAUCAAACCGUUCAAAACCCAAUGACCCAGCCCUCACUACACGGGUCGUCCUUUAGGACCACGCCAGAUCCGCUGCAAGGAGUGAACGGGUCUCCUCAAUCAGAGUCAACAUCAUCCCAGGACUCACCUACGAUGGGCUGGACAGAUACCAAAGCAUACCAGCCUGUUACAGUUACCCACCAGACAGAGGGCUUGCGGGGGUAUCAGAGUACGCAAAACUUGAUGCAGAAUCAAGUUCCUCCUGCCAUUGCAAUUCACCAAAGACGCCGGCUUCUUUGGUGGGCUCUUCGAUACGCUGCCAUUGCAAUCAUCGUCUUUGUGGCCCUUCUUAUACCAACAAUCACUUUGGGCAACGAUGCCGAUUUUACUGAGGACAGCACAACCGAGAGCAUUCAAUCGAAGCAAUAUCGCAACCUUAUGUUCUAUGUCUGUCUCUGGCUUGAAGUCACAUGGGUAGCAGCAGUUUCAUCUGACCUUGCUGGACUCGGACUUCCCUACCUCUUUAGGUUUAUUGCCAGAUACACCAACCCAGCCCAACAAAAAUAUUGGAGGGUGUUGAAAUCUAUGCGACGGCCAACUGCCUUCCUUGGAACUACAAUCAUUACAUAUGUAUUUUUUGCUGCAUGCAUAAGCAACAAUGAACUUUUGGCUGUAAACAUCAAUAAGCCGCCAGAUGCGUUUUGGUGGGACGAUGUUGUAGCCGACAUUUUGGAGCAGAUGACUCUCUGGAUUGGCUUCUACUUCAUAGAGAAGCUUUUCAUAUCCUAUGUCACAGUCCACUAUCAUUAUCGAGCGGACAACCACAGAAUCGCCAGAACGAAAGACAUCCACAAUGCUCUCAUUACACUUUAUGAUGCUUCAGUGUAUCUUCACCCGCCCCAUAAUGGCGCUUUCGCUGAGGAAGAUAUGCUCAUUCGGAAUGCGAAAGGGAAUGCAGAAGCUUCUAGUCGCAUAAGAGUGUCUAGCUAUCUAUCUCGGAUGGGAAUAGACGGGUACAAGCUGACCAGCCUAUUUGGUAACUUUAUAUCCGACGAACCCAACGCACACUGGCUGAGGCCGGCAAGUUCCUACGCGGUCAUAGAACGGGCAUGGGCAAAUCCCGUGUCAGCAGCUGCUCUUGCAAGAAGAAUUUGGCUUUCUCUCGUUGCGGAGGGAAAAUCCGGGCUCACGGCUAAAGACAUUAUUGAAGUACUUGGACCCUAUCGCCGGGACGAGGCCAUAAGGACCUUCAAGACUUUUAACGAGAACAACAGCCCAGAUAUUCACAUUGAAGAAUUUGUUGGCAUUGUUACCGAAGGGGGCAAGACUCGACAUGACAUCUAUCGCAACAUGAUCAAUAUGGAUCAUUGCAUCAACACUUUUGACUGGUUUCUUCUUCUAAUUCUGGCGGCAGUCAUGACUUUUUUCAUUAUGGUUGCUUACGUGCCUGCAAUCAAGCAAAUUCAGACGAUUCUUUCUAGCCUUGCAAUUGGUCUCUCGUUUGCGGUCGGCCGGACCUUUCAUCACCUCCUUGUCGGUAUUGUCUUCGUUUUCUUUGACCACCCUUUUGAUAUUGGGGACGUCGUGAACGUUUACAACCCAGGUUCUACCGCGGGCACUUCGUGCGUCGUCAAGCGACAAUCUCUUCUAUACACCAUUUUCAGACGCCUUGAUAAUGGAUGCGAUCUUCAAAUCUCCAAUGACCACCUAUCACAAAAACGGAUAGAAAACUUCUCAAGGUCGGGUAUCAACCGCCAAAGUGUUUCCAUGUUCGUCGACUUUAGAACCGGCUUUAAAGAUAUUGUACGGCUUCGCAUAAUCAUGGAAGAAUUUCUGGCCAGCAAUUCUCGAGACUAUGUUCCGAGCAGCUUGGCUCUGAAUGUGGUCAGUCUCCACGAACUCAACAAAAUGGAGCUUCGACUAGCAUUUACCCACCGAAAUAAUUGGUCUGAUGACAAGCUUCGCUCUCAACGUAGCAACAGAUUUCAUUGUGCUUUGGUGGCGGCUUGUAGGUCUAUUCCGCUAUGGAAGCCAGGCGGAAUGCUCCCAGCAGCGGGUGAGAAUGGUAAUCCAAUGUAUACCGUCCAGCUCAAUCACAGCACAGAGUUGGACGAAAAUAUCAGGAAAGAAAAAGAUCGUCGUCAAGGGCUGCGGUGGGACAACACCAACGACCGCCCACGGGAAGGCGCUUUGAAUGAGGAUAAGCCUGCUCGGACUCUUCCCACGGAGGAAGAAGCUUUCUUGAUGUUUACCCGACUUCCUCCUUCGGAUCAGGGAGCAGCCAGUACUGGUAUUGAGGCUCCGGCCCGCAUAACUGGAAUGCGGCUAAGAAGGGCCGGUAUGUAA
Molecule: messenger RNA, 2361 nt
Organism: Colletotrichum truncatum
Lineage: Eukaryota; Fungi; Ascomycota; Sordariomycetes; Glomerellales; Glomerellaceae
Product: serine threonine protein kinase
Biological process (GO): intracellular calcium ion homeostasis; calcium ion transmembrane transport
Cellular component (GO): membrane
Molecular function (GO): calcium channel activity
Source: RefSeq, a predicted model, not a curated record